AUUGCCUCGCUGAACGACUAAAGACCACUAGAGACGACAGACGGUCUCAGUAAGGAAUUCCAAUGUUGUUAGGAAAGGAGCAAACUUGAGCUGCAAUUUUACCCAACACGUGUACCAGAAAUACGUUGGUCGUUGCAUGAAGCUUUCCUGAGGUGUGAUGACCAUGGAGAUUGGGGUGCUUUUCCGUUGGAUGGUGUGGGUCUUCCUUGCGGUAGUCUGUUUGCCUGCCUCAACGCAAGCCUACAAUAUCCUAUUCAUUUCAGGGCUGGGUGGGCCAGGAAGUCAUUUCUACACGGGCUCCGUCAUUGCUGAGACCCUGGUUAAGAGGGGACACAAAGUCACUUUCGUCAUCAGUGAUGCCUUCGGCUACCGUGCCAACAGCAGCCUGGCCGAACUCUUCGAUUUCGAGGUGUACCCUUCAACGGUCAGCCGGAGCCAAAUGCGCGAGGGCCUGGUCGCUUUCGGUGAAACGAGUCUGAGGGGCGAGCAGAGCUCGACCUGGGCCUGGCUCAAGCUGUGGAUGUCCGGCGCGCUCAAAGCUGAAGGCACCGGUCGGAUUCUGAACACCGCCAAAUCAUUCGGCAUCAAUGAGUUCUUUGCCGGUGAGUGUGACUCUGCCCUCUCUGAUAAUGCCAUGAUGGAGCGGCUCCGAUCUGCAAAAUUCGACAUCGUCGUCGGCGACAUCAUGUACCCUUGUUUCAUCCUGAUCGCGCAGAAGUUAAACCUCCGCUACGUGAACGUCAUGAACGGUAUCAUCAUGCCGAUGGCACACGGCCGGCUGGCGGGCAUUCCCAGCAAUCCGGCCUACAUACCUGGAGCUCUGACGAAGUUCACGGAUGAUAUGAAUGUCUUGCAGCGCUGCCUGAACGUCUUCGCCUAUAGCCUAAACGCCUUCCUGUACGACAACUUCUGUCUAGGGCCGUUCGAUCGUCUCAAAACUAAGUACGGAAUUCGACCGGAGAUGAGCACGUACGAGUCACUGGGUCGGUCCGAGCUAUGGAUGAUGAACACCGACUUCGCUGCAGACUAUCCACGGUCGCUGACUCCCAAUGUCGUACUCAUUGGCGGGCUGACAACAGCACCAGCUAAACCACUGGAUAAGGACUUGGAGGAAUUCAUGGAGGGAUCGGGCGAGCAUGGUGUCGUCAUCUUCACUCUGAGUUCCUACUUCAGCACCCUGGACGCCAGCCGGUCCGAUGACCUGGCGGCAGCCCUGGCCCGGCUGCCUCAGAGGGUGGUGUGGAAAUACGAGGGGGAACCUCCCGCUUCCCUGGGCAACAACUCCAAACUGGUCAACUGGUUACCGCUGAAUGACUUACUCGGUCAUCCUAAGACGAGAGCUCUGAUCAGUCACGGGGGUUUGAAUGGCGUGUUUGAGGCCAUCUACCACGGCGUUCCGAUCGUCGGGGUGCCGCUGGUCGGUGACCAGUUCGACAUUCUCGCUCGGAUCGAGCCUCGAGGAUUCGCCAAGAAAGUCGACAUCGACACGAUGACUGGUCAGAUAUUCCACGACGCCAUUGUCGAAGUCUUACAGGAUAAACGGUACAAAGAGAGCGCCACCAAGUGGUCCCGAAUCUUCCGAGACCAGCCGAACACUCCCAGGGACCGAGCAGCCAACUGGGUGGAGCACGUCACCAAAUAUAGCGGUGGUUAUCUUCGCCCCAAGUCGCUGGAUUUGAACUUUUUCCAGCUGCACUCUCUCGACGUCUUGCUCUUUCUUGGGGUCGUCGGCUUCUUGUUUGCCUACGCGUUUUAUUUCGUCACGAGGAUGAUAUGUCGUUUGAUAUGUUGUCGUGGCAACGCAAAGAGCGGGAAAGAGAAAAGCGAAUAGAAAGCGAUUUUUAGAAAAAAAACCAAAAAACGAAACCGAGUCACUGACAAACAUGGGCCAGUGGGACGAGCUGGCUGUGUGAUCAAGGAGGAGAAUCUGUGAUUGAAUCAUAGAGCAAGGACUUGAAUACAUACACCAACUACAGUGGGAUGGAGCGACCCGCAAUUCUCCAAUAUUCCAACCACUUAUAAAUGUAUAUUUGGAUUUAUAUCACCGUGUGUCGUCUUCAGUACAGAGGCUUAUACUCGAAAACCUUCGCAUGCAACUAAGGCCUAACGCCGCCUGUUAAUUAAGGGUUACUUUGUGGUAUUGCAAAUAUUUUGGUGCAUAAGAGGUCUCUUUGUUUUUCCAGUCUGUAGUUGAUAGUUAGGGUGCUAGUCUUAUCUUAAGAAUUUUCUUAAUGAAAUAUCUGUCUUGUGUCAUUGUAUCAUUCAAGUUCACGGUUCAAUUAUUGUAUUUAAUAUUUCAUAAAAUCUGGAGAUAUAUAUAAUUUAAAAAUAAAACUUUUAAAAUUGGGUGGAAUACACUCAUCAUUAAUGUCCAUUCAUUACCAAUCUAUGAUGUACUUGCUCUUUAAAAUACAAAGGAUUUUAUCCCAAUCAGUCUCUGACAUCAGAACCCAGACAUCAAUAAGUACAUGCACAGGGUAAGUAAAAAAAAAAAAUCAAAUCAAAGGGCGAGUAAAAAA
Molecule: messenger RNA, 2519 nt
Organism: Patiria miniata (bat star)
Lineage: Eukaryota; Metazoa; Echinodermata; Asteroidea; Valvatida; Asterinidae
Product: UDP-glucuronosyltransferase 2C1-like
Exons: 5
Coding region: 158-1831 (557 amino acids)
Molecular function (GO): UDP-glycosyltransferase activity
Source: RefSeq, a predicted model, not a curated record